CUAAUUAAUAUCUAUUGUUAUUUUAUGAAAACUGGUUGCAAGCACUUUGAAGUUGAAAUCAUAAUCAUUUAUAAUAUAAAAGACCUAUAAUAUCAAAAAUCCUCCAAUAAUAUGAGCAUCUUAACUUUUCGUAGGUUCUGAACGUUAUUAAAAAAUUAGUGUGAUUUUGUGAAUAAAUCUGUACAAUGUAUCGAUCUACAAUAUUAGUAUUUGUUUUAUCAACAUUAAAAUUCACAAACCUCUUUGAGUUGGAACAAACUCAAAGUCAGCUUCAAAACGAGACUGUGGCGAGGUUGAUAUCCGAGAAAGUGAGGUUGCUUUGUGGCGUCGUAAUGGGCCUCGGUGCGACCGUAGCUAUGGAUCCGCCCGCGAUCGCCAUUUCCGACACUUGGGGGAAGCGGUGCAACCAUAUUCUUUUUAUGAAUGAGCCGGAUACUAUAUCUUUGAAACCACCACUCGGGAAAGAUCAGCAUCAUUUACUGUACAUGUAUUCGAAGGUCGGUUUUAUUGACUGGUUCCUUCUAACCAUGUCUUCAGAAUGCUACGUGGUGAUUGAGAAUCUGAGGUACUUACUGGCAGAUUACGAUCCAAACGACGCGAUUUUUUUCAUGCUGACAGUUAGGGAAAAAGCGAAUAUAACUUACGUUCUAAGUCAAAAAGCUGUCGAAUUAUUUUUGAAGACGGCACUAGACACGACUGCUUGUAAUACUUCAAAAAACGACAUUGUUGCAAGGAUGAAUUGCUUUAGAUCCAUUGGCAUAAAAAGAAAGGAUGAACAGGACUAUUUACAACGCGAUCUUUUCUUGUCGGGAAACGUAUACAGACGAAAUACUAGUGGAAAUUUUUGGAAUUGUCGUAAUUUACCUGAAAAGCCACGUGAUUGUUAUUCAGACUUCGCCAUUUCCAUGGACGGUGUGGACUCGAAAAUGAAAUAUGUCUUAGACUAUUUUCUAUACACAUUGAAACCGUAUGGCAUCAAAUUCGGCGGGAAAAUGCCCGCCAUUUUGGGUGAAAAUAGACAAUUCCAAUAUGGCGACUACCCAACCAACAUAAGGAGCUUGGCUGGUGAGAAGAAAUCGCAAGAAAAAUAUAGACAUAAGUGGAACAGCAUGGAGGAAGAUUACCCCCAAGAUGAUUCUAUUUCCAGCGAAGACAGCAAAUAACUUAAUUUAAUUUUGUAAAAGUCCCAGGGCUAUUAGACACUUUUUAUAAAUACUCUGCGUUAGCAGCCAUCGUAAUAUCUUCCAUUUCGUUCACACAAGAGAAACGAGAAACAGGACAGAGUACUAACAUUUGACGUUUACGCUGGCCCCUCGUCUAUAGUAUUUUUUGUCUUUGGUCAUUAACCAGACGCACUGAAGGAGGAAUCGUUUUAUAGGAAAUGAUAUGCGGCCAAUCGUAUAAGAACGAGUGUUUGAGGGCCGGUCCUUUAAAUUACAUCCAAUAACAAUCACAACAAUAUUUUAAGAUAACACUAAUAUUAGAAUUAUCCAUUUGUGUUUAUUUAAACUACGUGAUUAUAAUAGUUUAAAAAAUAAAAGCUUUUUUUUAUUAUUA
This is a messenger RNA of Plodia interpunctella (Indianmeal moth), 1557 nucleotides long. Its product is annotated as glycoprotein-N-acetylgalactosamine 3-beta-galactosyltransferase 1-B-like. The record is from RefSeq and is a predicted model, not a curated record. Bases 186 to 1163 code for a protein of 325 amino acids. Lineage: Eukaryota; Metazoa; Arthropoda; Insecta; Lepidoptera; Pyralidae. The transcript is spliced from 8 exons. Gene Ontology annotation, molecular function: N-acetylgalactosaminide beta-1,3-galactosyltransferase activity.